AUGGAACCCGCAAAAUUUAGCCUUAAUGAGAAAAGGUAUUUAGUUCAUGACACAAAUCACAAAUUUUGAGAAAUUAUAAAUGAAGGCUCAUUCAUUCAUUAAAUUGUUAUAGAGAAGCUCGGUAAGUUUGAAAAAGCUUUUCACAUCACUUGCUUCGCACACCCCUUUGCUCACUAGCCUGAUUCGACAGCAUAAGGCUUGUGUUGCUGCCUCCGGGCAAGGGCCUACACUUACUAUCCGGAGAUAGAUACAUUGGGUCACUGUGAAGUAAGUUGACGAGUUGCUUUUUCUGAAAAUUUAAAAAGCGAAUUUUUUGAUUAGGCUAUCGGCCCCAGAUGAAACUUGUAGUCCAUGGCGUAGCUCACGGUAUCGCGCUAGUAAAUCCCCGAUUGGCCAGCGAACUUCCUCUAGCCUUGCUGGCUUAUCUCUUUCCAAUUCCAAGUUCCAUCCUCUUACUCCUCAUCCUCAGAGUAAAACCUUGCACUGGAUGUGAGCCUGCGGUCGGCUAGCCCGGCAUUGCGCUCCAUCAGACCAAGCAGAACCUGGCCCUCAGACUCUCGUCCGGCUACAGGUGAUAAGAGUGCAGGUUGGCUCGCCACGCCUAUUUUUUAUGUAUAUAUGAAUGAAGGCUCAAUAAAUCAUAUUAGAUAUGGAAAAUUAAAAGACGGUGUUGAGCAUGAUAUACAAAGUGGAUUAUCUGCGUACGAAUCUAAUGAAGAGGCAUUAUCUCGGGCUAUGACUUUAGUAAUUUCAAAAGAAAAUAAAGGCUAUAUUCAAGACCAUCCUUAUUUAAACCGGCUUAUUUUAAAAUCCCCCGCAAAAACUCCUGUGAAAAAUCGUUUUACAUCAAUUUUAUCAGAAAAGAACUUAUAUGAUGGCACAUAUUUAGAACUAGAGCAUAUCGAUAAAACUGAAUACUGGAAAGUCCAAGUAAGCGGAAAUUCUAUCAAAAUUGAUACAGGUUUUGAAGGGCAAAAUUCUAACUCCCCCGCUUCCAAGCUGUUAAAAAAUUAAACAGAAUUACCAAGAGAUUUCAUUAUGCUAAAUUUACUUAUAUAUCAAGAUAUUUUUUAUACCUAAUUUUUUUUUUAAAAAAUUCUUGUUCGUUAAAGAAGUGUGGGUUUUUUGGGCAUAAAAUAGGGAUUUUUCCAAGGCUCUGUUCACUCACGGAGGGGGGAGUAAGCAAACAACCAUAAAAAAAUAUAGCAACGAUGAAGAAGCUGCAAAAAUAGCUAAAAUUAAAACAAGAGAAAAAAUCGCUGUGGGCUUCAAGAGAAACGAAAAUAAAUUUAUUAAAGAUUUCUACUUAUUGUCGCCAAAUCCGGAAAGAAAUGAAAUAAUUGAUUUAACAGUUGAUGAAGAUAGGCCAAAGCCAGUGCAGAGGAAAUUAUUUCAAAAAGAAAUUCAAAACCUAGAAUCUAAAACUCUUAACAUAGGAGAUCUGUUAUGUAGUAUAGGACUAGAAAGAUAUAUCAAGCUUUUUGAAGAUGAAAGAAUUUCAAUGGAUGAAUUUUUAACUUUAAACGAAAGAGACCUUGAGAAUUUAAAUCUUCCCGCUCCUCAUAGGAAACUAAUUCUGGACUGUAUAUCAUCAAGAGAUGAAUCUGAAGCUUCUAAAAAAAUAAAAUUGAAUUAA
Blepharisma stoltei is the source of this 1636-nucleotide messenger RNA. NCBI's taxonomy places the organism in Eukaryota, Ciliophora, Heterotrichea, Heterotrichida, Blepharismidae. The record is from the annotation of a GenBank genome assembly.